CAGGAUCGCCAGCUGGUCCCAGCCUGGGACUCCCAGGAGAGCCUACAUGGGAUGGGGCUCAGCGUAAUUUACCAUUUUUCGACCAAAGUGAGUUCCAGCAUACGCAUAGACCUUGAGGUACCAGGGAAAUGGUACACACAUUGUAUCCAUCUGCAUGUUAGGUGCCGCACACAAUUAGUGCCAUCGAAGAUCACCAGCCAAGCAUCAGUCAUGGGCAAGAAGAAGAGCGGCAGUGGCAAGGUCGACAAGGCGGCGGCCAAGGCGCAGCGGCAGGAGGCCAAGAAGGCCAAACAGAGCGCCAAGAGUGCCAAGAAGGACCGCAAGGCCCUUGGCACCGAUGAGGAGGACAUCGAGCUCAUUCUUCAGGAGUUCCGUAAGAAAGAUGCCGAGCGCACCCAAGUGACUAUCGAAGCGGCGCCGCAACCCACGCCCAGAGCCAAUUUCACGCUCUCUGCGCUGCCAUCUGGCGAAAUGCUGCUAUUUGGUGGCGAAUACUUCGACGGCGACGUGAAUGUAUGCUACAACGACGUGUUUAAGUGGAAUUUGGACGUCAAGCAGCCACAGAGCGCCGAGGAGGUGCAACAGGCCGUGAAAGAGGCGCCCAGUGAGGCCGAAGCGCUGCGUGACGCGGCCUGGAAGAACAUCAGCUCGCCCAAUUCGCCUCCACCGAGAUGUAGCCAUCAGUCGGCGGUAUACCGAGACCAUUUAUACGUUUUCGGAGGCGAAUUCGCCACAGCAGAUCAGUUCCAUCACUACCGAGAUCUAUGGAGAUUCGACCUUAAAACUAACGCAUGGGAGGAGCUAGAAGUAAAGGGAGGACCGUCGCCUAGAAGCGGACAUCGCAUGGUGGUCUGGAGGAACUAUUUGGUCGUGUUCGGCGGCUUCUACGAGGCCGCACGAGAGACCAAAUGGUUCAACGACUUGUAUCUGUUCAACUUGGCUGAGCUCAAGUGGCAGAAGGUCUCGUAUCCUCCUCACAGACAAGUCCCGGCCGAGCGAAGCGGCUGUCAACUGGCGGUACACCCGUCCAAGGACCUUGUGUUCGUGUAUGGAGGCUAUGCCAAGGUGAAGAAUGUGGGCGAGAAAUCGGAAGGCAAAGUGUAUUCGGAUUUGUGGGCGUUGAACUUGGCUCCAGUAUUGAAGCGACAGUCGCCGACGUGGGAGAAACUCUCUCGAAAGGGCCAAGCGCCGAGUCCACGGGGUGGCGCCGCUGUGACUGUGCACAAGCAGCGUUUUAUUCUGUUCGGUGGUGUGUUUGACGAAGAGCAACGUCGGCAUACGAUGCAGUCAACGUUUUAUAAUGAUCUGUUCGUGUACGACAUGGAUCGUCGUCGUUGGUUCGAGUUUAAGCUGCGUGGGAAGAAGACGGACAAUAAGCGUAGACGAAAGAAGAAGGAUAAGACGCUUGAGGAUGGAACUGCAGAUGACAGUGAGGAGGAGGAAGACGAGGAAGUGGAGGAUUUCGAUACGAUGUUGGAAAAGCAGUUCGGAUACGUGGAUGAUGAGGGAAAUAUCGUGUAUAUUGAGGACGCACACGAGGAAGAGGAGACCAAGGAAGACGAUGAACAGCGCUCUGCUAAGGACAUUGAAUUGGAGUUUGAAGAGGAGACAAAGGAGGAGGAGAAGGUAGAAGAAAAAUCCGUUGUGGCUGAGGAGAGCAAGGUUGAAGAACCUGAAGAGGAGGAGCCCGCAGCUCCUGCCCCAUGUCCGCGUAUUAACCCGGCAGUGAUGAUCCGUGGAAGCACACUGUACGUGUAUGGUGGUGUUGUGGAAGAUGGCGACCGCGAGAUCACGCUGGAUGACUGCUGGUCUCUGGAUCUCAAGCGACUCGAGGAGUGGAAGGAGGUGCUGCCUGGUACGAUGUCUCAUCAGAUUUGGAAGGGAGAAGUGAGUGAGACGGAGGAGUCUUCAGACGGGGAUGACGAUGAUGACGACGACUACGAUGAUGAAGACGAUUACGAUGAGGACGAUGAAGAGCGUCUCAAAGCCCGCGAAGAGAAAGAGAAGGCGAAGGCGGUGGAACGAGCCAUGGCGAUGUUAAAGAAAGAUGAGGACGAUGAUGAAGAUGCAGCGAAGAAGGCGAAAAAGGAGAAGAAAAAGAAAGCUAAAUCCAAGAAAGACAGCCAUCGCAAGGCCAUUCGAGCGGAGAUGGAGAAGCUGCAGGAACAACUGGGCUUGGACGACAUUGAGCGUACCCCACAGAUGGGCGAGAAUCUGCGUGACUUCUUUGCUCGUACUGACGCUACGUGGGCUAAGGAGGUCAUGCAACGACCAAGCACAGUGGAACAUGAGCUCAGUAUUAAGGAGAUCAAGCGUGAAGGCUUCUUGCUCGCUGAGGCUCGCUACAAGGAGCUCUUGCCAGUGCUGGAGCGUCUUAACGCGUUAGAGUUAGAGCAAAAGGAGGCAGAAGAGAUGUACGCACUGAAAAAAGGGAAAAGCAAGGAGAAGAGUCGACGCUGAUAGCGCAUUCACUCCAGAUUUCUAAGCAGAAGUGUUGCUUGAUUUGCCUAUUUUUUAUUCUGCUAUUUGCCUUCUGUAACUUACGAGAAGAUGCGACCAAACAGUCCCUUAGGACGUUCAGGUUCCAGGAACUUCAUCUCUCGCUCUUCACCCAAGAAGCGCGCCACUGCGUCUUCAAAGGCGACAGCAGCUUUCUCCCCCUCAGCAGUGAUAACUGGCUGUCCCAUAUUAGACGACGUCAACACGUGUGCACUCUCGGGGAUGACUCCACACACUGGCAGACCCAGCAU
Molecule: messenger RNA, 2750 nt
Organism: Phytophthora nicotianae INRA-310
Lineage: Eukaryota; Oomycota; Peronosporomycetes; Peronosporales; Peronosporaceae
Exons: 2
Coding region: 52-2460 (802 amino acids)
Molecular function (GO): protein binding
Source: RefSeq, a predicted model, not a curated record